CACAAGGAGUCCGGACGGAAAACUGGGAGUGGGAGGAAGAAUGGCCCUCGAAAAUGGCAUCCAAAGAUGGGCAGUCAACAUCUCGGAGUGGGACCCAUCUCCCCUUGCCUUCUCUUCCGCCAUGUCUUUUCUUCCCCGCCACGAACAUCCUUCCAUCACCAGGAAUCUGAAUCCCUCGCAGUGCCAAACACCCUCUAAUCCCAACUCCAACUGGGGGUCUUGGGCGUAGCCUUUUACCCCUGUAGAAACAGAUGGCCGACUUUCCGUUAGACCCUUGAUGUAUUUACUGCCCAAAGCUUCAUGGAAAAUUUGUCAAAAUGGGAGACCGCAAACGAGCUCUAGUGAGCAGAUUGAUGCAGUAUGCUUUGGUACAUCAAGUCUUGGGAAUCACAUACAAUGAGAUAUGCAUUAAGCGCACCGUUGAGGGAAAACCAUAUCUGGAAUACGGAAGUGCAGUCUUAGACUUUCCAAACUUUAACUUCAAUGUAUCUCAUCAAGGUGAUUAUGUGGCAAUAGCUUCUGAACCAAUAUGCAUUGUUGGCCUGGAUAUCGUUGACUAUUUCUCCCUGGAGAAAGAUUCUGCUCGAGAAUUUAUUCAAAGCUUCUCACCCUACUUCUCAGGAUUAGAAUGGAAUGGAAUUUUAAAUGCUGGCUCUGACAAUCAAAUGUUACUAGAGCUUUACAGAUACUGGAGUUUGAAGGAAGCAUUCAUCAAAGCCACAGGGGAAGGCGUUGGGUGCAGAUUGGACAACAUUGAAUUUCAGCACAUUUAUUGGGAAAACAUACUUGUUAGAGUCAAUGGCAAAAUAUUGAAAGAUUGGAGAUUUUGUCUAUUUGAAUUGGGAAAAAGUCACUUGGCAGCGAUUGCUAGGGGUCAUCCAAUGGCUGCUACCAUAAAUUACAAGAAAACAUUGAAGCGGACGAUGUUUGAUGACAACGAAUACAGGCAGGGUCUUCAUCUCCCGAAUGCUGGAUUUGUGUUACGCGAGGUAGACGAGCUUUUCCCCAGCCGUUGUGGAUUAGGUAGAACGCAUAUUGGAUUGUUGCAGACACGUGAUGAUGCUUCGGAGGAUGAAGGAGAGUAGCCAGGCAGCCAUUGCUGAUGCUGUUCGGAUAUACGAAGAUUCCACCUCAAGGUUCACAUGGCUUAUUAUCAAUUGGUUUAUAUAUUAUUAGGGGCGGUUCCGUUAAUACUGGCUUUGGUUGACACUACGGUGCCACUCUCUCUUGGGGCACUUACGGUACUCCGUUCCCAAAAUUGAUGGUUCUUAUCCCCCUAACCUCCCUUAAAUCCCCUUUCUCCCACCCCAGCCGCCCCUUCCUUGAGUUCCUUCCACGUUGAUGGGCAAGACAACAGUUUUUACUGUUGCCAAUCGGUGUGAAAGGGUGUGGGGG
This is a messenger RNA of Cuscuta campestris, 1395 nucleotides long. Lineage: Eukaryota; Viridiplantae; Streptophyta; Magnoliopsida; Solanales; Convolvulaceae. The record is from the annotation of a GenBank genome assembly.